CUCGAGACCCCACCUGCUACCAGAUAUCCAGUGCUGCUGUUACGGAAGCGUGACGCUUCUUCUCCAAGAAGAGAUCCUGCUCUGUGGCUCUGAGAUAUUAAAAUACCAUAAAGCGGCCGGCGUGGGGUGUUUGGAGAAAAUCACAGGAAAAGUGGUGGCAGGUAGGCCAACCCGCUCUACAUAUAUGCCCGGCAUCGCAGUCCCACUCUAUUCCCGGCGGUCGCAACCUAUUAAUAUUUUUCAAACCACCCACCACCUAUCUUUAUAUAAUUGAAUGACAGUGUCGACCUUUAGCCAAGUGCUUCGCAACCUCCCCACCAAGGCGUCGCAGCGCGACCUUGCGGCGACCUUCAAGGAGGUGUCGCGCAGGGAAGCGGAAAUGAUCUCACUGGCCACUGAGCACGGCUCACACGACGGGCACAGCUUAGAGGACGCGCAGCGCGGGCGCAACUACGACCUGAACCGGUACUCGAACGUUCUGCCGUUCGACGACAACCGCGUGCGGCUCGAGGGCCGCAACGACUACAUCAACGCGAGUCAUAUCAAAAUGCCCAAGGUGACGCCCAACACGUACAUUGCAACGCAGGGCCCGCUCAAGCACUCUGUAGGCGACUUCUGGCGCAUGGUGUGGGAGCAGAAGGCGCAGGCCAUUGUCAUGCUUGUCAAGCCAGUCGAGGAUGGCCGCAGCAAGUGCGAGAUGUACUGGCCCACGGAGUCGCAAAAGCUCGGCGAUAUCACGGUGACGUUGGAGAGCGAGCGGCCGAUGGAUGCCCGUGGCGACACGCUGGUCAGAAAGUUCGUCCUGGCAAGAUAUGGCGAAAUCAGGAGCGUCGUGCAGCUCCACUACAUGGAGUGGCCGGACCACGGCGUGCCGCCCAGCCCCCUGCCCAUUCUCAAUAUCAUCCAGUACUUGCGCUUAGAAAUUGUCCCCGACACCAAGCACCCGGUCAUUGUCCAUUGCAGCGCAGGCGUUGGCCGCACCGGCUCGUUUAUAACCCUGGACUCAUCAAUCGACCAUCUGGCCACGCACCACAACGAAUACAAUGGCGAUCUGAUCAUGGAUAUCUUCAAGAACCUGCGCAGCCAGCGCGUCAUGAUGGUGCAGACGCUCGAUCAGCUGGCGUUCUGCUACGAGGCCGUCAUCUACAGUCUGUCGGAGCAGAAGCGCAUGGAAAAGUCUCCGGUCUAGAAAAGACCCUAUCAUAAUUUUCACUCUCUGCAAAGAACAAUGCUCCACUAGAAACACACAUGCCUGCACUCGCAGAUCACCACCACACGGCAACGGCCAUAUAUGGCAGAAUUUUAGCGUGAUGAUUGCUAGCCACGUCUUUGGAGCACUGCGAAGACCUAGAACUUGGGAUCAGCAAAAGCGAAAGAGAGAAAGAAGGGGCUGGGCACACGCGGGUAUUGGCCUGCAACGGUGCUGCAGCUCUGCUGUGGACAGCCUUGAGAGUGGGGCCACUGCCCCCCAAAAGAUCACUAUGAUUACUACCGCCCACUCGCAGUGGCAGCGGACCGGGACUGUGAGGCAAGGGGUGAGACGCCUGUGGUCCGAAGAAACU
Messenger RNA from Linderina pennispora, 1562 nucleotides. RefSeq lists its product as uncharacterized. The coding region runs from base 275 to 1189 and encodes 304 amino acids. Gene Ontology annotation, molecular function: protein tyrosine phosphatase activity. Lineage: Eukaryota; Fungi; Kickxellomycota; Kickxellomycetes; Kickxellales; Kickxellaceae. Gene Ontology annotation, biological process: protein dephosphorylation. The record is from RefSeq and is a predicted model, not a curated record. The transcript has a single exon.